Galdieria sulphuraria is the source of this 3928-nucleotide messenger RNA. RefSeq names its product SNARE-interacting protein-like protein. Bases 173 to 3832 code for a protein of 1219 amino acids. Gene Ontology annotation, biological process: vesicle-mediated transport; intracellular protein transport. The record is from RefSeq and is a predicted model, not a curated record. The transcript is spliced from 5 exons. Gene Ontology annotation, cellular component: plasma membrane; secretory granule. NCBI's taxonomy places the organism in Eukaryota, Rhodophyta, Bangiophyceae, Galdieriales, Galdieriaceae. Gene Ontology annotation, molecular function: syntaxin binding.
CAUUUUCUCGCCAUUUGUAUUUUAAUCUAUUUCACGAAUAACGUGGCAACAUUAUUUAUCGAUUAUUGUGCCGCUUCCACCUGAAGCGUCGCAUGGAUUGUACUCUAUACUAUUUUCGCUUGUCGGGCGGAUCCCGUCGUUGUGUCGAUAUUGCAGUAGAAUACUACGCAGAAUGGGAAACACGAUGAAAUUGUUUUAUGCUUCCGUUUGCUGUAUAUGUAUACUGACGUUAUUCACUGACGCCGAAUCCCCUUUUUUUGCGCCAUGCAAACCAGGUUUGCCGUUGUCAGGCACAGCGCAAGCCAGUGCAUGUAUUGCUGUUGACGCAGUACAAAUUCAGACUGCUAUGAGAAGCCUCAGAGUACAGUACGCAGCGGGAGAUAUUAAGUCAAGGCAAGUUUCUAGUUCUGUCGUCGCAACCUACGUUCCUCUGCCUCUUUUUGCAUUUUUUGAGAGCAGACAAACUAACUUAUCGGGUUUAACUGGUCUAUUCACGCAAACACCGCAGAGCAGCUUGUCAGGUGACUCUUCCUUAUCUGGAACGACAUCAACUACUCCUCUGACAAACUCUUCAACUUCUCUCGGAUCACAGGUACCCUCUGGGUCAAUAGGCGCUUCUUCAAAUCCUCAAGCAUCCUCUACUUCAUCAAGCCUUAAAGCAACACCGACACCUACGGUUCCUUUAGGUAUUCCUGCGUCUACUCCUAGCCCUAAGACUUCUCCUUCGGUAUCCUCCACUAGCUCUGCCAACGGUUUAUCUGUUUCAGCUACUCCUACAGUUUCCACUUCCCCCUCGAGAACUGCGUCUCCUUCACCUUCUCCGUCUUCUUCUCCUUCUGCCAGUCCUACUCCAACUCAGGUUUCAACAAAUAGCUCUGUAACUGCGUGGCCACAGAGUUGGCCAUCUGGUUAUUAUGCCACGAAUAUUGCAGCCAACGUUGCAAAUUUGUCUGUGUCUAGCUUCACGAGUAGUCUUGGAAGUUUCCAGUCCGCAUUCGAUAUUGGUGUUAGUACAGCUCUUAAUAUAGCUUCAGGAAAAGUGCAACUUAACUAUACUGCGGCUUCUUCUCAUUUAUUUCCUUCCUUUGGACCGUACAAUAGUAGCAAACUGUCUAUCAAAAGGUUUGGACUAGUUUUCUAUCGACAGCCUUUUAUUCGAGCAGAUAGUAAUACCGAUUGUGCGUUAUACCUUCAGACUUUGGCUACAUCGUCAAAUCUUGCUUCGAGUGUUCAGUCGCUGUUCAACUCUGAUACUAAUAGUGAUUUGCAGAGCUACCUUCAAGCAGUAUACGGUUCUGAUGUGAAAGUUAUUUCUCAAGCGGCAAGGGUCGCGCAGCUUCACCAGAAUAGUUCGCCUGUUAUCUCUGUGUCUCAGCCUGUUGCGAGCACAUCCAAUAGUUCGUUAUCUACUGGAGCUAUAAUUGGCAUUGCUGUUGGUGGUGCUAUUGCAGUAUUCAUUAUCGUUGGUGCUAUAGCUUUUUGGCUUAUUCAUAAGCGCCGAAAACGAGUCAAGGAAAUGUUGGGCUCUUCAUCAGAAAGGGAACUUGAGAAUCAAAAAAGUUCCAGUGAAAAGCUGGACUCUCAAUUGGAAAGCACGAGUCUUCCAGAACAUGUCGAAGAAGUUAUCCCACAAGACACAGCCAAGACAUCUUUACAGAAUAGUUUUAUUGGUACUCAUGCAAAUUCAAGUCUUCGAGAACUUGUUCGAGAGCGUCUAUUCAAUGGGAUGAUUUUUGCUGUUGAUACUGGCAAAGGGAGCUGGAAAGUUUUGGUACUUGAUCGGAGAUGUUUGAAAAUUAUUUCCUCUGUAUGUAACUUGACAGAUAUAUUGGCAAAUGGGGUAUCUUUAGUAGAGUCGUUGAAUGCAAAUCGAGAACGACUUCCUCGUAUGGCAGCGAUGUAUUUUGUGGAUCCCAAUUUGGAAAGUAUAUCAAGAAUUGUUGCAGAUUUCGAAAGAACUUCACCAGUUACGGAAUAUAAGGGAAAGGUUGGAAGCACCAUUCAUUUGCAAUAUGGUUCGGCGCAUUUAUUUACAACCAAUUACACUCCUGAGCCUAUCAUGACCUUUAUAAGGGAAUCUCCUGGGUUAGUCGCCAAUCUUCAAAGCUUCACGGAGUUGCACAUUGAUUUCAUGGCCUUUGAAGAAAGAAUUUUCUCGUUGGAUAUGCCAUCUAGUAUUUCUGAACUCUUUUGUCCUGAUCAACACAAGAGUCGCCAACAUUGUGAGGCAAUAGCAUCCAAGCUAGUAACAGUUUGCAGUGUUUUGAAGGAACGUCCACGUAUUCGCUGUUCCAAUUCUCAGCCAGUAUCUCAAUGCAUUGCAGAAUUUUUCCUUCAAAAGUUGGAUGAAUACGAAGCACAAGUGCCGGAAGGCUUAUCAGGAAAUCCGCAACGUAGAGGAUGCAAGACCACAACAUUUUUAAUUUUGGAUAGAACUGUUGAUCUGAUUGAACCUUUGAUACAUGAGUUUGGUUACCAAGCUAUGUGUCAAGAUCUUUUGUUGGCUGAAGACCCAGAAGUAGUGGGAUCAAAAUAUACGUAUAGCACACAUGAUGAAAAAGGAGCUAUUGUUUACAGAGAGAGUGAAAUGGAUGAAAAUAAUGAUUCUCUGUGGAGAAAGCUUCGUCACUUACAUGUAGCUGAAGCUAUUGAAGAGUUGACUCUAUCAUUUAAUCGAUUUUUAGAACAAGACAAAACGGCACAGUUACAGCUCCGGAAGUCUUCGAAUGGAGUGACUUCAGUACAUGACUUGAAGACACUUCGUCAAGCUGUUCGUAAUAUGCCGACAUAUGCAGAUCGACUUGCCAAGUUUAGUCUUCAUACACAGUUAUUGGAUGAAUGUAUGCGUCUGUUUUAUGAAAGAGACUUGGAAAGGAUCAGUUCUUGUGAACAAGACAUGUCGACUGGAUUCACAGCAGAUGGAAAGGCCGUGAAGGACGUUGGAGUAAAAUUGUUUUCAAUCUUGAGAGACGAUAGCAUAGGUUAUUUGGAGAAGCUUCGUUUAAUAAUGUUAAGUUUAAUAACUCAGCCAAUGAACUUCAAGGAACGCAGGAAUAUCUUAGAGACUUCUGGCAUUCCCGACGAUAAGCAAACAGCAGCGCUUAAUUUGUCUGCUCUUGGUGUGACAGCUGAAAAUUCGAAGUUGAUUCGAAAGCAACUAAAGGAGCGAACCAAGAAAAAAUCGAAGCAAGCAAAGGAACAAUAUGAGUUAUCUCGUUAUGUUCCAUUGUUGCAGGACAUUGUCACAGAUUUUAUCACUGGGGGUCUUUCCAGAAGUAGCUAUCCUUUAGUUGGUGGGAAAAACGAUAGUGCUGUUUCUGAAGAUGACGAUGAUGAACAAGGUCGACAUAGAAGAAGAGCUAGAAGUCAUAGAAGAAGGUCCCGAAGUGCUAGUGCUGUUCGACAACGUUCACAUUCUUCUGCUGGUUCGAGAACAUCGGGAAGUGACCUAACUGAUGAUGAUGGCUCACAAUCGAAAGGAAAGGAGUCUUCUAGGAAAGAAGAACUUGCUCGUCCACGAUACGUUGUCUUUAUUGCUGGUGGAAUAACAGCUACAGAAAUGAGAAUUGCUUACGAGCUUUCGGCUGCCUAUUCCGUGGAGAUUAUUCUUGGUGGUAGCUGUGUUCUCAAUCCUAAAAAGUUUGUUGAGCAAGUAGAGUCCGUACAACCUCGUUAUGUAGAAAGUGUCAUUGACUUUUUCUCUCCUGUCUCACCUUCUGAAGCAAUUUCUCCUCGCUCUUAUUCCAGUGAUCAUAUAACUUCACCAAGACCUACAGAUAGUAAUAGAGUGAAAGAUGAUGUAGUAAGAAAUUUAGAUAAGAAAUUGAAGUAAUAGGGAAAUGAGGGAAUUGAGAGAAUCUUUGGCCAUUGCGUGGCAUUGUUGUAACAAAAAUGCUCAUUGUACACUCUCUUAGGGAAUUUUGAUUUU